Molecule: messenger RNA, 741 nt
Organism: Octopus sinensis (East Asian common octopus)
Lineage: Eukaryota; Metazoa; Mollusca; Cephalopoda; Octopoda; Octopodidae
Product: homeobox protein DTH-2-like
Exons: 2
Coding region: 1-741 (246 amino acids)
Biological process (GO): cell differentiation; regulation of transcription by RNA polymerase II
Cellular component (GO): nucleus
Molecular function (GO): RNA polymerase II cis-regulatory region sequence-specific DNA binding; DNA-binding transcription factor activity, RNA polymerase II-specific
Source: RefSeq, a predicted model, not a curated record
AUGUUUAAGGAGAAAUCCAUUCCACAUAAACUGUUUGGCAGGCUGGUUGUGAAGAUUGUUGUGUUGGUAAGAAUUGGUCAUGUCGUAGGUGUAGGAAAAGUAAAAAUGGCAUGUCAAGUCCACCGAACUAAACAAAUUGUACAGUCUGCAAUAUUCUCACAAUAUCACUUUUUCUCCGUCCUGCUCUGGACAAUAUUGAACGUGUUGGAAAUGAAUAUAGAUGAUUACCGAUACCCUUACCAAGUACAGCCAAUCAACUCCCAAUUCCACAAUUUUAUGCAUAACUACUCUAACAGUCAGAUUGCAUGUUUCAAACAUGUAGGCAUGAAUACACAACCCAUCAUGUACAGACCACACGAGUCGUUGAAAAUAAGCAAUUCAAGCAUCCCCAAGCGAAAGAGAAGGAAUUUGUUCACCCCCGCUCAAAACGCAGAGUUGGAGACACGUUUUCGAUCUCAAAAGUACUUGUCGGCCCCCGAAAGGGAACAGUUGGCCAAAAGCAUAAACCUGACAACAACACAAGUAAAAAUAUGGUUCCAAAACCAUCGCUACAAGUACAAGAAGUAUAUCAAGGAGAAAGAAAAAAAUGCCCCGGACGAACCAAACAAAGAGGAGUCACUACUUUUAGAUGUUGAGUCAAACAAAUACUUCCAAGAGGACCAGAAAGUCUGUUUGGAACGAAUGGAAAAAGGGGACUACUCACUUGAUGUUAAACCUUUUAAAAAUUGGAAUAAUAUAUGA